CUCUGUGUGCUCCGGAUGAAAACUGACACCGGCCGAAGGCUGCAGCAGAUUCCAGGAGGACCCCAGGACAUCAGGAUGUUUUCAGUCCAGAGCAAGGAGAAGAUUUUCCAUGAUAUCUUUUUGAAUCACUUCAAGGAAAAUAAAGUGGAGAUAGCAAGUGCAAUAACAAAGCCAUUUCCUUUCCUUGAGAGCCUCAGAGAUGGGUCCUUUAUCACUGAAAACAUCUAUAAUGAGUCUCAGGAAGCCUGUAGAAACUUGGUCCCUGUAGGGAAAGUGGUAUAUCAUGUUCUCUGCCACCUUGAGAAGACGUUUGACAAAUCACUUCUACAAGCCGUCUUCAGCAGGGUCCAUCUGAAGGAGUAUCCUGACUUAAUUCAGGUUUAUCGAAGCUUCGAAAAUGUGAUCCAAGACAAAUAUUUUCCCCAGGAAAGUGAUAGAGAAGAGACACCAAAAAUGCCCAGCUGUGAACAAGUGAUCAACAGUGAAUCCAAUGAUGAGGAUGAGCCCCCCAAAGCCUUGAGCUCAGCACCAAGUCAUGGGCCAGGUGAGGAGGUUGAGGAUGGCCGGCUUUGAGCUGCAGGACCUCAGGCAUCUGAAUUCAGAGCUCCUGUUUCCUGAUGCAUUUACUUUGAGUGCAAUUCACAGCCAAUGGUCCAGCUAAUCCUGGGAACCCAUUCUCGGCGUUUACCCCAUGUGGCACUUUGGGAAAUGUGGUAGGCAGGGCCCUAUUCAUUGAAUAUGUGUGUUCAUGCAUUGAUGUUAGAGCAGAAACAAGCUAGCAUAUUUGUUAUUUUUCUUUCCUUUCACAUGAUCAUGCCUAUUGUGGUAGUAUAAUAAAAAACUUGUAUUUGGCCCUCUCUCUAGUUCCUGGAACAGAGCUCCCCAAACCCUUAAAUUUUCCUGAGUGUUGGAGUGUCUUUUAAAAACCAACCAUGUGAUCAGAAGAUUAGAACUUUUAGCUCCACUCCUUGACCUCUGGGGAAAAAACAAAGGAGGGAGAUUGAGUUCAUUCACCAAUGGUCGAUUAUUUAAUCAAUCAUGGCUACAUAAAGAAAUCUCAAUAAGAACCCCUAAACAGGGUUCGGGGAGCCUCUGAGUUAGGGAAUAUAUGGAUGUGCUGGGAGGCUGGUGUGCUGGAGAGGGCAUGGAA
Physeter macrocephalus (sperm whale) is the source of this 1150-nucleotide messenger RNA. RefSeq names its product nuclear body protein SP140-like protein. Gene Ontology annotation, biological process: regulation of transcription by RNA polymerase II. Bases 16 to 573 code for a protein of 185 amino acids. The transcript has 5 exons. NCBI's taxonomy places the organism in Eukaryota, Metazoa, Chordata, Mammalia, Artiodactyla, Physeteridae. The record is from RefSeq and is a predicted model, not a curated record. Gene Ontology annotation, molecular function: DNA-binding transcription factor activity, RNA polymerase II-specific. Gene Ontology annotation, cellular component: nucleus.